Molecule: messenger RNA, 309 nt
Organism: Punctularia strigosozonata HHB-11173 SS5
Lineage: Eukaryota; Fungi; Basidiomycota; Agaricomycetes; Corticiales; Punctulariaceae
Exons: 3
Coding region: 1-309 (102 amino acids)
Source: RefSeq, a predicted model, not a curated record
AUGGUCCAAGGCAAGACCAAGGGGCUCUCGCAGAAGGCGUCUGGGUCCAACUCGGGACGACAUGCGGCGAAGGCGGCUGCAAACAUGAAGAAGGGCAAACGGCAGAUCGCGCCCAAGAAGGCGCAGCUCGUGAAGCAGGCCGCUAUGCACAAGCAACUAAGCGCGAAGAUCAACAAGUCGGUCGAGCAGCAGAUGGUCAACGCCGCCUCCUCGGGCAAGCUGACCAUCAUGAAAAAUGUCGGGGACGAAGCCGCCCAAGCCUCGAAAAAGGAGGCAACAGUCGCGAGGAAGGGGAAAGACAAAGCGUGA